Exaiptasia diaphana is the source of this 1117-nucleotide messenger RNA. Its product is annotated as R3H domain-containing protein 4. Lineage: Eukaryota; Metazoa; Cnidaria; Anthozoa; Actiniaria; Aiptasiidae. The record is from RefSeq and is a predicted model, not a curated record. Gene Ontology annotation, molecular function: nucleic acid binding. Bases 108 to 908 code for a protein of 266 amino acids. The transcript has 8 exons.
GCCAUCUUGGCUUUCGUGUUUGCUUCCUUCUGUUUUGCAUUUGGCUUUAUAAAUCACUUCUACACUAAAAGAUAGAGGCCUAAAUUACGCUACAACUGCCUUUAACUAUGGGGGUUUUAAACAUCAGCGAUCACUUGAAGCAUCGGCGACGAAUUACAGAAGAAAAUCAGGACUACACAUGGGUAGAUGAAGAUGUCAACGAAGUUACAGAGACUGAGCCUGCACAGCCUGCCAGGCACAGUCCUCGUAAACACAAGUCCAARCAGCACUAUUUGAAGACACCCGGACACAAACCAAAGGGAAGCAGAAGUGGACGGCGAUAUGAGAACACUUGUUACCUGUUAAGUCUGGUUGAUCAUGAAGAAAUUGGUGAACUUGAAUUGUCAGACAUUGUUAGCACAACAAUGACAAUCUUCUCAUCUUUAUUUGACGACCCUCAGAAAAUGAAGAUAUGGAAUGACUUUGCAAACCUACCAGAGGAUGAUCAGAUAAGCUAUUUGAGGUGUCAAAACUCUUGUGAAGAGAGCACAGCAAGUGAAUGUGUAACAGAAGACAGUCGUCUACAGACUGAUAGUGAGCUGUAUGCUGCAGCAGAAAGGUCAUACUUAAAUGUCGACAAGAAAAUUAGAGGAACUUUCAGAAAAAAGCAAUUUUCCUUGGGCAGUCUUGAACUGCUAGAGAAAGAUUUGAUGGAGUGUCUGUCCAAUUGUCMAGAUGCAGUAAUSAUAUCCAACCAUCCAUCCAGUUUGGACAGGAUGAUGGUCCACGCUCUUUGCCAGUAUCUCAAGUUAUUAUGUACAAGCCAUAAUUUCAAUGGAACUCGUCUGAUGGAAGUAGAAAGUAGCGAUGCUUUCUUCUUACCAAGUAUACCACUGUCAAAUUACCUCAAACACAGAAUACUCAGCUGACAGAGGAACAAGAAUUAUUGAAUAUGCUUAAGUACAACUUCAAGGUGCCAUUGGAAAAAUUGUCAGGGGAGGGGUAGGGAGCAUUAAUUCUAAUUUUAUUUUUUAUGUAUUGGAUAGCAAUAGUAUUAAUAUCAUAUACAAUACUGUUGUUUGUAAAAAUAGUAUCAAUAAAAAAAAUUAAUGCAUGCAUGAAUGUAGCAUGUGAUCAA